Messenger RNA from Electrophorus electricus (electric eel), 1330 nucleotides. It is a transcript of the gene nptx2b, whose product is annotated as neuronal pentraxin IIb. The record is from RefSeq and is a predicted model, not a curated record. NCBI's taxonomy places the organism in Eukaryota, Metazoa, Chordata, Actinopteri, Gymnotiformes, Gymnotidae.
AUGCGGAGUCCUUUAGUUGGACUGAUGUGCGUCUUCACGUUCACGUGUGUAAACGUUGUGCACGGACAGGAAAACCAAGGAAAGUAUUUUCUGUGUACGGCUGUCCCCAUCGAGGAAGAGACGAGCUGUCCGAUACAGUCAGCGUCAGUUAAAAGCGCAGCGCAACAGGAGGAACUGAGGAGCACCGUUACCCAGUUGCGACAAACAGUGGGACAGCAAAAGAAGACGAUUGUCAGUCAGAUGAACACCAUAAAAGAACUGACAAACAAAAUCUCUCGAUGUAAGCCUGCAGGAAACAAUUUCACGACGUGGCGAAAAAAUAACCAAACAAUGGAUGACGUUCCCAGCGACCCAAACGAAACUAUUGACGUCCUGACGAAGACUAUGCUGAGUUUGAAAGAACGCUUACAAAAUCUAGAGCAACAGCAGAUGCGGGCCAACCUCUCCGGGGCACAGUUCCCCAGUGCGCUGCAAGGACUCCUUCAGCGCCGGCUCACGGAGCUGGAGAAGCAGCUGCUGAAGAAGGACCAGGAGCUGGAGGCAGAGAAAGCGCAGCUGUACAAUGAGACUGCGGCCCACCGCCAGCACACGGAGAACACCCUCGACUCCCUCGUGAACAGGAUCUCAGAGCUGGAGAAAGGUAAUGCCAGAUUCAAGUCCCCCGAGGGCUUCAAACUUUCCUUCCCCCUGCGCAGGAACUACCUUUUUGGACGAGUGAAGAAAAGCCUGCCAGAAAUGUAUGCCUUCACCGUGUGCAUGUGGCUCAGGUCUAGUGCCAGCUCUGGCAUCGGAACCCCCUUCUCCUACGGGGUCCCUGGGCAGGCCAACGAGAUCGUGCUGAUCGAAUGGAGCCAAAAUCCUAUGGAAUUGCUCAUCAACAACAAGGUGGCAGAGUUGCCGCUGUCUCUGGGUGAUGGGAAGUGGCACCACAUCUGCAUCACCUGGACUACCAGAGACGGAGUAUGGGAGGCCUACCAGGACGGCCAGAGGCUGGGUACAGGGGAGUACCUGGCCUCAUGGCACCCCAUCAAACCUGGAGGAGUCAUCAUCCUGGGCCAGGAACAGGACGCAGUGGGGGGGCGCUUUGACGCUGUCCAGGCCUUCGUCGGUGAGCUGUGCCACUUCAACAUGUGGGACCGUGUCCUGAGGUACACGGACAUCAGCUCCAUGGCCAACUGUUCCACCUAUUUGCCUGGCAACAUCGUUGCCUGGGACAACAGCAACGUGGAUGUGUUCGGUGGUGCCUCCAAGAUGCCCCACGAGAUUUGUGAAGAUAUGCUCUAUGACAACUGGACACCACUGUGAACUCGGAACAAAAGAAAACAUAUGA